Molecule: messenger RNA, 1941 nt
Organism: Vanessa atalanta (red admiral)
Lineage: Eukaryota; Metazoa; Arthropoda; Insecta; Lepidoptera; Nymphalidae
Exons: 12
Coding region: 138-1916 (592 amino acids)
Source: RefSeq, a predicted model, not a curated record
UUAAAACUGGAUAUAAGCAAUUAAAUGGUUCUUGCAAAAAGUUACACAAUUUACACUUUAUAAUUGCGAUAUUAAUGAUCAAUAAAUAACUAAACUAAGAAACGCUUGAAUUAGCAGUACUUUAAGGUACUUCUACGAUGGCGGACAUGGAAAAUGAGUUAAAAGAUCUCCGAGAAAAAAAUAAUGAAUUAGUUCAGAAAGUCCAGUAUUGGAAAAUGACUGCUGCGCAAAGGGAGAAUGAGAAAUUGGAGCUUAUGAAAGAAAUAAACGAGCUAAGGCUUAAACUGAGCAGAUUACGUAGCGGCGGUGCGGCUCAUGCUCGCAAGCUUGACGCUGCACUUCAGACUGCAAGUGAAGAAGCACUAUCACAUCUGGUACAAGCAUCAAGUGCAGUUGCUCGCACAUUGGAACUGGCCAAAACAUAUAUGCAAGACAGGCAGGAAUUAGAGUCUGCUCUGCCUAGAUGGAGUAGUUUGAGUAAUACUCCUUCAACAGAUAAAGUGAAUAGAGUACCCCCUAUGUUAAUUGGUGGACGAUUAAUGCAGCCCGUUGUCUCUUUAAGUAGGACACUACAGUCCAAUAAUUCCAGGUCAGUCAAUAGAAGUCCAAAUCAACAGAAUCGCAGUGUUUCAGAAAGGGCAGUGCCCAUGCAUAUGUUGCAAGAUGUAUACAUACCAUUGACAAGAAUAGAUGCAGGCGAAUUACCAGCCAAUAAUGUGGACACAGACAUGGAGGUGAACCACGCCGAUGACAGUACCGAGGAACUUGCAUUAGAUGAUAGUGGUGACAGACUGGAAGAGUCUCAAAACUCGGAUACGGAUAAUUUUGAAGAGUCUCGCAGGUUAGAUGCAGUUACAGAGGAUAUUGAGCCCGAAGAUGAGGAACUUCCGCAAAGACAACGAGCGGAGAAUCCAUUAGAAGGUCCAAGCUGGCUUUUGGAUGAACCUAGAACGAAGAGGAAGACGAAGAAAUUUACAAAUCUGGAACCGGAUUCGACCACGGAGUUCGAGGAGAAUUUGGACAGCACGCCGACGCCCGGACCCAGCCAGAGUUCGAGACAAACUGAGCGCGCGCGGCGCAGCGAGUUCUCGCCCACCGUGCGGCGCCGGCGCGCCUCCCCGCCCGCCUCGCCGCGCCCGCGCCGCCUCAGUAACAACGGGCGCAUCCUCAAAGUGCUGGUCGCCAAGAUGCGGCUCGACGAGGACGAGGGCAGCGACGGUGACACGUCGCCCCCCAAGCGGCCGAACCUCGACUCGAUGUCUCCGAUGGCGGCCGAGGUGACGCCGAGGACGAGCGCGAAAGUUCCGGAAGCCUCUCCGAAGCGGCCGUCCCGGGACGAGUCGCCUCGGUUCCAAAUCAGAGAGAUGUCGCCCUCUAAGCGGCUGAUGCGUUUCGAUGCGCCGAGUCCGAACGGGUCUACCGACUCCCGGGUUAUAGUUUUACAAAGAAAUACUUACAGAGAGACGCACGACGAUCCACCCGAACCCUGUAGUUCCGGCAUAUCCAUAUCGAGAACCAUAAAUCGAGUCAACAACUUCGACAAUCGUAACGAUCAAUCGAAUAACAACAUUAACGAUCAUAAUCCCAUCAGUAGCAAUCAAAAUCAAAACGAAAACGAUCGUAACGCUCGGAGAAAUCACAGCUGCGUCGACGAUCGUAGCAGCAAAGCGACGAAUCAAAGCCGUGAAAAUAAUAUUAGCUUGGACAAUCAUAACAGCCUCGACAAUCGUGGCAGUAGACCGAAUAAUCACAGUCGCGAUAAUAACAAUCACAACAGCUUAGACAAUCGCGGCAGCCGUGACAGUCGCGACAGCGACAGUAGUGGGAGUGAGCUGGCGAGCGAGGGUCGCACGAGGAGGCCGAGGAAGGCAGUUGUAUAUAAAGAGAAACCAUUGAACAGAAAAUUACGCAGGUGAUUAGUAUUAUUUUAUAUUAAACGGU